Periophthalmus magnuspinnatus is the source of this 1436-nucleotide messenger RNA. RefSeq names its product cyclin-dependent kinase 5, regulatory subunit 2b (p39) (gene cdk5r2b). Gene Ontology annotation, cellular component: cytoplasm; protein kinase 5 complex. Gene Ontology annotation, biological process: DNA integration; brain development; activation of protein kinase activity. Gene Ontology annotation, molecular function: nucleic acid binding; cyclin-dependent protein serine/threonine kinase activator activity; protein kinase binding. NCBI's taxonomy places the organism in Eukaryota, Metazoa, Chordata, Actinopteri, Gobiiformes, Gobiidae. The transcript has 4 exons. Bases 1 to 1419 code for a protein of 472 amino acids. The record is from RefSeq and is a predicted model, not a curated record.
AUGUGGGGGGACCGGGAACUCCUUGCCGUGAAGCUCGGCCCUGGAGGAGUGGCACCACUGGCUAGAGAGGGCGGAACAACCUCCGCCAAAACGGCUCAACUGACGUCAGGCACGCUGGGUCAGUUUUUCAGCCGUUUCAACUUCAUUCUCACCUACCGUCCCGGAUCACGGAAUGUCAAGCCUGACGCCCUUUCCCGCCAGUUCACCCUGGAGGACGGCCCCUCCCCGACCGAAACCAUCAUCCCUCCUUCCUGUGUGGUGGCGGCGGUGCAUUGGGAGAUCGAGGACACGGUCAGGGAGGCCCAGGCCCGCGAUUCCAGACCCAGGCGGCCUUGGUACCACAUAGCGGUGGACUUCGUGACCGGACUCCCGCCUUCUCAGGGAAACACGGUAAUCCUUACCGUGGUGGACCGCUUCUCCAAGGCCGCCCACUUUAUUGCCCUGCCUAAACUCUCGACGGCCAAGGAGACUGCUGACCAGCUCACCGCUCAGGUUUUCCGUCUUCACGGCAUCCCAGUGGACAUCGUGUCUGAUAGGGGGACCCAGUUCACGUCCCAACAUGGCACCGUUUUGUCCAUAUCCCCGGCCUCCAAGAAGGCAUCGAUCAUCGACGUGGAAUCAGGGGACGUUCACAAAAACGACAAAAGCCUAAAGAAGCAUUCUAUGUUCGUUUCUUUAUCGUGGAAAAAGCUCGUGGCCAACCCGGCAAAGAAGAGCGCCAAGAAGGUGACACCGAACCCUAUAGUGCCAUCCAACCAGGUGGCGCAUCUCAACAGCGAAAAUGCCAGAAAAACGCACCAAACUGAAGAAAAGAAACCGAAAGCCCCCAUCCCCGUGCCAGUGCCCACCGUCCCCGUGAACAACGAGCAAAAUGGAAGACUUGGCUGUGUACAGAAGCAACCAAGCACUUUGUCUUUGCUGUCUCCAAGACGCAUUGUUAUUCAAGCGUCCACCGGGGAGUUACUGCGAUGCUUGGCGGACUUCAUAUGUCGCAGAUGUUAUAAAUUGAAGGAGCUGAACACAGGGGAGGUGAUCAUGUGGUUUCGCAACAUUGAUCGGACACUGUUACUUCAAGGCUGGCAAGAUCAGGGCUUCAUCACGCCAGCUAACGUGGUCUUCGUGUAUCUACUGUGCGAAGACACAAUUGAGGACAGCGUGGACAGCCCGGUAGUCCUACAAGGAACGUUUCAGACUUGCCUUUACCUGGCUUACUCAUACAUGGGCAACGAGAUCUCCUACCCACUCAAACCGUUCAUGAGCGAGGCCAACAAGGACGUUUUCUGGGAGACGUCGCUGCGCAUAAUCAACAGGAUGAGUGCCAAAAUGCUGCAGCUCAACGCGGACCCGCAUUUUUUCACCGAGGUUUUCCAAGAACUGAAAAACCAACGAGAAACGAACGAAGCUAGCUUGGAUCGCUGAGUAAAACGGACCCAGGC